Messenger RNA from Cetraspora pellucida, 171 nucleotides. The record is from the annotation of a GenBank genome assembly. Lineage: Eukaryota; Fungi; Glomeromycota; Glomeromycetes; Diversisporales; Gigasporaceae.
AUAUUGUGCAAGCAGUAACACGGUUUAAUAAUAGACCAGCACAUUAUCAAAAGAAUAUUGAACUACUAGACCCAACGGAUGAUAACUUGAAUGACUCAUACGAGGAAAUCUUAGCUGAAGAUGCAGAUGAGGAGUUGCUUGAAAACUAUUCAAAUAUUGAAGAAAGUGAUA